Molecule: messenger RNA, 541 nt
Organism: Pollicipes pollicipes
Lineage: Eukaryota; Metazoa; Arthropoda; Thecostraca; Pollicipedomorpha; Pollicipedidae
Product: neuropeptide SIFamide receptor
Exons: 2
Coding region: 3-332 (109 amino acids)
Biological process (GO): G protein-coupled receptor signaling pathway
Cellular component (GO): plasma membrane
Molecular function (GO): G protein-coupled receptor activity
Source: RefSeq, a predicted model, not a curated record
ACAUGUUCAGCGACUUCGACUUCGCCAGUCACGAGUACCCGCUGGAGUACAAGCCGCUGGAGUUCAGUCCGGAGAGCAUUGUGAAGAUAGUGGCGUACGCGCUGGUGUUCGUCGGCUCGCUGGUUGGCAACAUUAGCGUGAUCGUCAUCGCCGCCACCAACAUCCACAUGCGCUCGGCCAUCAACGCCUACCUGGUCAACCUGGCCGUGGCCGACAUCUGCAUCGUGCUCUUCUGCAUGUGGGUCCACCUGGUGGUCAACAUAACUCACCCCAUCUUCGUGCUCGGCGCCUUCUGGUGCAAGUUCAACGGCUUCGCGCAGGGUGAGUUCUGAGGAUCGCGGCUACUAUUGACGUCAUGUUUUUUGUCAAGGUGCUGUUUGCGAACAUUGUUUGUGAGGGUAUUGUAUGCGAACAUCGUUUGUGAAGGCAUUGUUUGCGAACAUUGUUUAUGGCGCUAGUGUUUGCGAGCAUUGUUUGCGAAGGCAUUGCUUGCGAACAUUGUUUACUGCGCAAUGCUCGGUAUUCUGUCAGAAACUUUCAA